Molecule: messenger RNA, 963 nt
Organism: Prunus mume (Japanese apricot)
Lineage: Eukaryota; Viridiplantae; Streptophyta; Magnoliopsida; Rosales; Rosaceae
Source: RefSeq, a predicted model, not a curated record
AUGGUUACUUUCACAAAGAAAAGCAUGGUGGAAAGAUGCCUGAUUGCUGCUUCUCUGGCUGCUCUGGUUUGCCAUCCCAGCUCCACCAUAAAGUGUUUCAAGCCCAAGCCAAGACCCAGAUCCCCACAGAAACAAAAACCAGAAGACCCUUCUGCUUCUCCACCAAAGGGUUCAAAACGACAUGGUGUUGUAAUUGGAAAGGAAGUGCCUUCAAAACCCAAGGAAAAACCAUGCCCCAAGGCAGCUUCUUCUUCUUCCUCUGCAAGCAAGUCCAGAAAAAGCACAAAGACGAAGGCAGAAAAACCCAUUAACUUGAUCUCGGAGCUUGUUGGAGGGGACCCUUCCAUUGGUGUUGUAGAGAGUAUUAUCCGCUCAGGUUGGGUUGGUGAAGUAGGCCUUAGAAUUGAGAAGGUGUUGAGGGUGCACCACAGUUCGGAUGUUCUUCAUGGUUUUGAAGAGUAUAGGAAGACGGUGAAAUCCAAGUACGAAAAGGAUCGGAUUCGUAAGAGGGUGGAGAGGUUGGUGGUUGAUGGGAAUGAGCUUCUGCAAUUCCAUGGCGCCGCCAUUACUUGUUCUUUAGGGAUCAAUGGUUUCUCAACCAUUUGUAAAAAGAAAUGCUGCCAAGUUUGCAGGAUAAUAGCUUCUGGGUUUGACACCGGAGAUGGGACUAUAUCGUUCGUCCACGACAGUUGGAAGGCACACGAGAAGGCGGCCAAGGAAUGUGCUGGGAAAGGAGAGUGUGCAAGGAAGGCCAUUGUGGUGUGUAGAGUGAUUGCAGGGCGCAUUGCUCAUUAUCAUGCACAUGGGCUCAUGGAUGAGGAAGAGGGUGAAUUUGAUUCUGCCAUGGAAUGGGGGGAGCAAUGUAGUAAGCCCAAAAGGCUUGUGGUUUUGAAUUCGGAGGCUGUGCUUCCAUGCUUUGUAAUCAUAUAUAAUGUCAAAAAUAAAAAUCUUCUCCAUGUUUAG